Tuber aestivum (summer truffle) is the source of this 781-nucleotide messenger RNA. The record is from the annotation of a GenBank genome assembly. NCBI's taxonomy places the organism in Eukaryota, Fungi, Ascomycota, Pezizomycetes, Pezizales, Tuberaceae.
AUGCCGAAUCCCCUGCCGGAAAAAACCAAGAAAGAGAAAUGGAAAGAGCGGAAGGGCCGGGGGAGGAGGAUCUGGGAACUCGAAAUCUUGCUUCAAGAGCAGAAAGAAUUAACGCAUCGGCAGACAGAACGGGCGCUGAAAUAUAAGGCUGGGUGUAAGAAGGAGAAGCAGGCAGGCGCGGAGCAGGCCAAGGCGAGUGCGGCAAGGAGAGGAACAACUUAAAGUUGAAUGAAAACGAGCAAUACCUGCCCCGCGUGGCCCCCAUUGUUGCCCCAGUGGUGUUUCAGGCCCUUUAUGCCAAGGUUUAGUUGGCCCAUCGGGAGGUAAACAUGAAAAACGGGCAGUGUGGAUCCGAAACCUUCAGGAGAGGUUUCGGGAGUUUGGGUAUGAGAAGGCUGAGGAAGUGGAUAGUUUGGCGGAUAUGGUAAGUGUGCAUUCUUUUGUACAUGGGGGGGUCGUUAAAAAUUGGAAAACAUAACCCUUGUCUCCACCGGGAUUUUUGUGGGGUUGGGAGAAAUGGUUUUCCGGAUUUUACUGACCCCCCCAAGUGUGUGUUGGACAUCGUACUGGUAUUAACUGUGAUCGUUAGUGGGCUGGUGUGAUGCAGGCCAGGAGCACGGCUGCUCACCAAGUAAUGGGUGAGGAUGUCAUUGUUCUGCCCCAUUGCGAAGCUGCACUGCGGGAAGUGAUGGAGCGUGGGUUUAAGUUUCUCUGGGGAAUAUCAGCAAAUUCCUGGAGUGAGGCUACCCCAGAGCAGAAAUCCCUCACCUUCUGCUUUUGA